AUGGAGAAACAGAGUAUUGGAAUGGAGAUCCAAUAUUACUCUCACCAGCAUAAGCUAACAUUCUUGGGCAGUGAAGAGCAAACUGAUGGUGGCGAGAUAAUUUCUUGCCAUCUGUGUGAGAAACCAAUAACGGCUGCAAGCUACAACUGCCAUGACUGCAAUUUCUCCCUUCAUGAGAGUUGCGCAAAGCUAAACGGUAAGAUCUCGCACCGUUUUCAUCGACAACACAGGCUCACUCUUCGUCUAGCUCCCGGGACAUGUCAUAUUUGCCGUAUUAGCAAUUACCUGGAAAAUAUCCUCAUGUAUGUUUGUGAUGAUAUUGAUUGCGACUUUAGAGUGGACGUCAAAUGUGCCUCAUUGUCAUCAAAAUGCGAACAAGAAGCAGAGCCAGAGAGUGAAAACCAAUACCAGUUUGUUCUUCUCAUGAGGGCAGAGACUAUUAGAUGCGAUGUGUGCGGCAUCGACUGUGACCUUGCCGAUUUCGUAUCAGAGCCUCAUAUAUGUACUGUGUGUCAUCUUGUGGUCCAUGAUGAUUGCAGAUCAAUACAACAAAGAGUCUCUCUAAGACAGCAUCAUCAUCCUCUCGUCCAUGCUUGUGUCAUUCAAGAAAGUGAAGGUGUCAAGUCCGAAUGCAGAAUUUGUCCUAAUGAGGUGAGCACGAUUUAUGGGUGCUAUUAUUGCUCGGAUCCAGAAUGUAAUUUUGUCGUCCAUGGGAGCUGUGCAUUAGAAAAUACGAUUGAACAAAACCCAAUUGGGGACCAAGAUGAAUAUCAGAUUUAA
Tripterygium wilfordii is the source of this 780-nucleotide messenger RNA. RefSeq lists its product as uncharacterized. Bases 1 to 780 code for a protein of 259 amino acids. The transcript has a single exon. NCBI's taxonomy places the organism in Eukaryota, Viridiplantae, Streptophyta, Magnoliopsida, Celastrales, Celastraceae. The record is from RefSeq and is a predicted model, not a curated record.